ACAAUCCCUCUUUGCCUGUACAAGAUUUUUGCUGCGUGAAAAGGAGGAAACAAAGCCUGAGGUUCUCUGAGGAAGAAGAAAUUUCUAUCUCUGAGCAGUUGCUUUCUGCAUGCCCCGAAUCGGCUGUUGCAAGGCACCGAGCUGCAGCAUUUGAUGAAAUUGUUUUACAGAUGCCAGACAAAGAGAAUACAAUUAACGGCCUAUUAGAAAAACAUCAUGCAGAAAUCUUCAACUUUCCAAUCGUUGUUUCUUGCAUGACACAUGAGGAAAUAACCGAGAAGGAAACUGAUUUUUACAGAAAUAAUGUCAUGAUAACAAAGGAGGCUGCCAUACAGUUGGAGAAAGAGACAAGAGGGCAAGGCCAUGGCAAACAACGUGACAUGUGGUUGCAAGCCCGUAAGAUAAGAAUAACAGGCUCCAAUUCUUAUGGGCUAUAUACUUAUGGUUCCCGGAAAAAUUCUAACUGGAAACAAAAAAUUCACAAUACAGUCAAUAACAGUUUUAUGGGCAACGCUAGUACCAAAUAUGGGUCCAAAGCUGAAAGAAUCUGCAAGGAAUUCCUAAAAGAAACACAACAAGUGAUAGACUGUGGUCUUCUUGUCCAUCCUUCGGAGCCAUGGAUGGGCUGCAGUCCUGAUGGACUUAUCUUAUACAAUGGAGAAGUCUGCCUCUUAGAAAUCAAAUGUCCAGUUCUAGGAAAAAGUGAAACAGCUCUUCGUGUAAUUCCAACUGUUGAUUACGUUAAUGUUGUUGAUAAUGAGUAUAAACUCAAAAAAAGACAUACUUAUUAUGGUCAAGUCCAGCUUGGUCUAUUUUUAACAUCGACCAAAUCAUGCCUUUUUGUGAUUUUUUGCACAUAUGACAAGUCAUAUAUUUCUGUCAAAGUGGAUUAUGAUGCUGAUUUCUUAGAAAAAUAUUUAAAGAAAUUGAAAAAUGUAUAUUUCAAUCAGUUUUUACCAUUUUUUAAUGUGUAGUUUGCAGAUUAGAAUAUAAGAGUGUAAAUAUGUAAAUAUAUAAGAGUGUAAAUAAUGUAAAUACAUCCCUUGGGGGAGCCUGUAACCCCUAGAGGGCGCGUCCCCGGGUAGCGGAUAGGGGAAUGCCUUCAUUGGUUCUCCAAUGGGUGGUACAAGGGAAAUAAAAUACUUUCCGCGGACCAACAGGUAGAAGUGCAAUCUCUCCAAAGCAAUGACAGACACUUUUGUAUCUAUAAUGGUAAAGUUGUGCACAUUGCCAAGGCAGUCAUCUUACAUACAGCAAAGUUAAACUGUCAAAAAUCUGGCUAAAGCAGACAAAUUAACGUCAUUUUCAUAUUGGUUAAAUGGAUGGUGACUUAAAUGCAAGUACCAACUUUAAUUUUUACGGAAAAUUUUAGCUAGGCUAAUGUAUUGGCAUACAGCGAGCGAGCAAAGCGAGCUUGGAUCACGAGGCGAGCGAUACCGAGCAGGGGGCGGUAUCCCCCUAGUUUCCUUAUAAAUGUAUUAUGUAUCUUUUAUCAUAAGUAUUCUUGUUCAUAAGAAUAAUAAAUAUUAAUGUAUCUCAUUAUUCUUAUAUUUUUGCUCCCCUUUACCUUACUAAUAAAACUUCCCAUGUACACAGAAAUGCAUAGUCAACAUUCAAAACUGAUUUCGUUAUAAAAAGGUAAGGUAUGUUCCAGAAUUUCAAAUGUUUGUUACAGUUGAAAGUUAAUUGUAAAUUACUUUCUAUGGGAAAGAAAGUUUUCAAUGUAUUUUUUAAAUUGGUAAAUCAGACCUUUUUACAUUUUGCUUCCUUUUCAGAAAUUUUUUCUUUGUUGAUGUUUUGGAUAUUGUCUUUUUCUAUCCAAAUUCUAUAUUGGACAUAGUAUUUUUGGAUAUAGUCUGUAGCUCACUUUUGCAAUGAAUUAUUAGAUUUCUUUUUCAUUCUCUAAACGCUCUCAUCCCUGGCCAUUUAUUGUAAAUAAAAGCUUACAUUUUGAUGAAUGUGUAUGUUUUAUUGUAUCGAAAACAAACAGCAAUUGAAGAAAAAGUUACUGUACAAAGUAAUAAACAAUAGGUUAUAAAAGUAUAAACACAAACCAAAAAUUUAAACUUGCAAUGGACAGGGGUCAUAGCAAGUGAGAGAAAAUGAAUAAGAGUUUAAAAGGGAAAAUAGAGCAGUGUGGUAGAGAAAUAUAAGAUCUAAUACGUUUGCAGCACAUGUACAAAAAAAAGAAAAGGGGGAAACCGCUAUUAUCAAUACAAUUUUACAAUGCAUUCAGUCACAGCAAUGAUAAGAGUAACAUAUAUUCUUGAGAGCCAAUGUAUCCUUGUAACCACAGGAAUUAGUUAAAGUGAAACAGUUGAACAAGAAAAUAAACCCUCUGAGCACAUUUGGAAAAUCACCAGAAUCCUACUACAUUGGCCCCUGCUUAUAUGAAUUCCACAUACAAUUUAAGAGAACUUCAUUCAAUUUUUAGUCAAACGAGACAUUAUUAGAAAACACCGUUCUUUAUCAAAAUAUCUACUUUCUGAUUAUCUAAAGCGUUUUAUUGUAAAACAAAAAAUUUUUAAAAAAAAUCAAAUUUUAACUAAUGUGUUUUCAAAAAUGCAUCUCUUAUUGAUUGCUAAAAAGAUAAUUAAAGACGCUCCGUUUUCAAUGUCAAAAGCAGAGUAUUUGAACUCCAUGUAAGAUUAUAUGCAACAAAAUUAAAAGUUUUUACAACAUUUACAGCAGAACACUUAAAGUUAACACAUGAUACUAUUAAAAUUUCACAAAGUAAAUUCAUUAAAAGAAAAAGUUAAUUGAUAAAAAAAAGCAUGUUAAACGUUGCAAGUAAAAUCAUCUAUAUUUUGUAUAU
This is a messenger RNA of Uloborus diversus, 2815 nucleotides long. RefSeq lists its product as uncharacterized. The record is from RefSeq and is a predicted model, not a curated record. The transcript has 3 exons. NCBI's taxonomy places the organism in Eukaryota, Metazoa, Arthropoda, Arachnida, Araneae, Uloboridae. The coding region runs from base 171 to 974 and encodes 267 amino acids.